Molecule: messenger RNA, 372 nt
Organism: Paramecium primaurelia
Lineage: Eukaryota; Ciliophora; Oligohymenophorea; Peniculida; Parameciidae
Source: the annotation of a GenBank genome assembly
AUUAUGUCUGAGAAAUUACCAAAACUAAGCCAGAAAAAAGCUAGGUCAUAAUCAUUAUAUGAGAAUCAAGUUGCUACAUAAAAACUAAAGGAAUCACUUUAUAAUUUAUAGACAAGUCGUUAUGGUCAGAGGCCUUAAAAAAAUCCUGUUAUUGAAUCAAUUGUUAAGGAGGCAGACGUAGUUCUAACUAACUAACAUUUGAAAGAGAACUUAUUUAAACUUAAGGAGUUAGGGUUAUUAAAGAAUUGUUAGCCAAAAAUAUUAACAUAGUCAGGAUUAAAGAAGAAAGAUUAUAUAUUAAAUGAUUAUCAUAAUAAAAGCACAUUAAAUGGAUAUUCAAGGAAUUACGGUGGAUUAUUUUAUAACAGAUGA